Paramuricea clavata is the source of this 11763-nucleotide messenger RNA. NCBI's taxonomy places the organism in Eukaryota, Metazoa, Cnidaria, Anthozoa, Malacalcyonacea, Plexauridae. The record is from the annotation of a GenBank genome assembly.
AUGGACAAUUCGUUUGGCUAUCUCAAUGGCCUUGUAUAUCUACAUGGCGUCCAUGUGCUUGUCAUUACGUCAUUGAAAUACAUGGCAAUUCACCAACUGAAAACGCAAAUGUCUGCUGGAAAUUCCACUUGUCCAUUGGAUCCAACAUUGGACAAACAAAAUUCCAAUGGACAUUUCCAAGUCCAUUGGAUCCAUUGGAUCCAAUGGACAAUUCGUUUGGCUAUCUCAAUGGCCUUGUAUAUCUACAUGACGUCCAUGUGCUUGUCACUACGUCCGUGUAAUACAUGGUAAUUCACCAACUGAACACGCAAAUGUCCGAUGGAAAUUCCACUUGUCCAUUGGAUCCGAUGGACAAACAAAAUUCCAAUGGACAAAUAGAGAUCCAUUUGACAAAUGGAAUGUCCAAUGGCCUUUCCAUUUUUCCAUCGGACAUCUUGCAUGGGUAUUGGACAUUAAUCGAAUCUAUGACGGAAAAAUCUUCAAAUGUGAGAUGUUGUGUCUGGAAAAAAUAAUAUGGAUGGUUGUAGCCUGAGUACCAGGUUCUAUUUUACAAUUAGGGUCUGACACAAACCUUAAUCUUGUCGCUCUCCACCAACAGUAAUGUUUUUAUUUAGUAUCCACUGAAAAUGCGCCUGCGGAAAUGUCAAUUUCACAUAAACAAAAACAAUUAGAAAAUUAAGGAAGUUGAAGUUUGAUUAGGAUUCUUUCAGUCUAUCACAGAGCAGAGAUUACACGAGAGGACGCUGAUCAUAUUUUUAAAAUAAACUAACUGAGCACCCCAUUAUACCUGUUCAGUGCAAGUAAUUAUUGCAGGCAGGUACAUGUAUUAGGGUGGGCAUGUAGUCUCUGCUCUGCGGUAGACUGAUAGAAUCCUAAUCAAACUUCAACUUCCAGGUAAGUCCUGUUUAAUUUUCUAAUUCUAUCACUCUUACCACCGCAGAGAUUCCGUGAGCUUUUAAAGCAUUGGGGCAUGAAUUUGCAAUCAACCCCAGAAUAGUAAUCACAAUCUCAACACAACUGUUAGAUUUAUUUGAUAGUUUCCACUUCAACACAAUAUAACGCGCGUACCAUUAAGUAGUGACAUCCACUAAAAUAGUUUGACCAAACCUGUCAUUCUCACAGUCUUCAUAGCCUUCGCCAACUUGUUUGUUAUAAUAUUUAUGAAAAGUACAGUCUGACGCGCAGCUAUCAGCUUCAUUAUGCUGGAGAUUCCCACAUUCCAAAUGUUCAGUUUCAACUCUUGGUGUGAGGUAUACACCCCGUACUUGCUGGCAGGAAAAUUAGGAUAGUUCCGCUUGCAAGUUGCAGGCUUGCAUGUUUGCAUGUACAAUUGUUGUUCUUGUUGCUGUUGUUCAUUUUUUAUUGUUGUUGUUGUUGUUGCUAUUGCUAAUAGUUAUAAUUCAGGCGGAAAUUACUGCUUAAAAAGAAAUUACUGUAAUACAAUCAUGAGUAAUUAAUUUUCAUAAGUAAUUAAUUAUAUAUGCUUGCAAAAUCACCCUAUCAAAAAGGUAAUUAAUGAAAAUAGGGCAGUUUUAAUGAUCGAACUUAGGUUUUACUUAUUUAAUUAAUUAACCAAAAUUUGCAAAUUCACUCAGAAAAUUGUGAAUUUGAAUUCCGCAAUAGGAAAAUGUACUGAGAUGACACCGAAAUAAUAUUUUGAUAGUUUUUCUUUAAUGAUUAUAAAUUAUGAUUCUAUUUAUAAAAAAAAUGUCAUUAUAACUUGAAUUUGUAAUUUUUCCCUGGUGAAGGAAAGCCUAAUUCGAGACCUUUAUGUUUUACUGCGAGUACGACUAUGAGAUUCGUUGUUUGCGCAUGCUCGCCAUAUUCUUAUGCAACUACGUGCGCAUGCACGCUAUAUUCUCAUAAUAUAAUACUUUUUAUAUAAUACCCUAUUGAAUUCUGAUCUUUUAGAUGACUGUUUAUGGUCACGUGAUGUUGAAUAGAAAAUUCCAUUUCCCAAGAGUGCAGUGAAAUACGUUCCAUUGCACUCUUUGCGAGUGCAAUUGUACAAUAUACACUUAAUGUCUGCACCCGAGGGAAAUAGUUUUGUUUUCCCCAAGAAUCUCUUCGUCUCGGGAAACAUUGAGAUUCGAGGAAAAACAAAACUAACUAUUUCCCGAGGGAAAAGACGUUAAGUGUUUUGUUAUAUAGCGACGAAACAAAUAUCAACAUUGAACAACAUUCAUACAACAAUAUUUGUAUUUCAUGACAAAAACUCUAUAGCGUAAACGAGUUUAAAAUUUAAAAAACCUACUUAAAUGGUUUCAGCAGCAUAUCCUGUUGCCUGUUGUGUAUUUUUCUUCUCUUUUACAUUCUUUAUUUUAACACAAAGCCACGAAAACAGUAGUUUAAAUAGUAUAAAUUUGUGCCGCCAUUUUGUUUAUUUAUGUACGUAGCCGGUCGGGGCGGGCAACAAUUUUUCACUUAUUGCCCGGGCGGGAUACAUUGCAUUUAUCUAAAGCCACGUGACUACAAAUCAGCCAAUCACGUUUGGUGUUCACACUAGCUAUAUAACAAUACGUUUUAUUCCAUUGCACUCUUUGUGUUUUCGAUAAAUUGCAUCCGUCAGAAUGCUUCUCACACGAAUCUAUUAGUCUGAUAAUGAAUGUUUAUUCGUUCAAUAGUAAGAAUAUUUUCAUUCGGUGAAAGAUGGAAUGUUCCAUUCAACUCAGCUGUCGCCUCGUUGAAUGGAACAUUCCAUCUUCCACCUCAUGAAAAUAUUCUUACCAUUGCACUCAUAAACAUUCAUUAUUUUAUACUAUUUGUGGAAACACCACGUAAUUUUAUUACUGCAAUAAUAAAUUUACGUGAUGUUUCCGCAAACAGAAAGUAUUACUUACAGCCCCGCUCUUCUUGUUAUUUUACAAAUAAACGAACCUCGUACUCGUAGUUGUACUCAUUAUAAAAUCUAAAGUUCUCUAUAUUAAUCAUCUUUUCUCGUGCCUUUUCAACAAAGUUAUUAAUUACAGCUCAAAAUUGCAACGAGUAGCCGAUGAUGCGUUACACUAUUUAUUGUUACAGUACUUAAAGCUCUGCUGUUCUUGUUAUUUUUAAUAAAGGUAUGAGAAAAAUGGCAUCGUUGUUGCUAUAUUAUUUCGUGGCCUGCCGAAUGCGAAUGAAAGAGAUUUCUCUGAGUGGGCAAAUAACUUGGGUUAUGAACCAUUUUCCUAUGUUGGCGGAGUCGUUCCAAGGAAUGAGAUAGAACCUAAUGUCAGUGAGGGCGCCCAGGAUGAUAGUGUAAUUACCUUUGAACCACAUAACGAGAUGGCGUACUCACCCAGGUUUCCAAAGGUGUGUGUACUGUAUUUAUUUUUUCUCAUGCAUUGUUAGGAAGUUUUAACUAAUGCAGGACACACGCACCAAUAAUGCUAUUUCAGUACGGAGUACCUCAAGGGAAAAUGGCAGCAAAACUUAUUUAUAAUUUUUCCCUAAUUCGAAAGAAUGUUAAGUACUAUUAAGUUAAGCGAGUGGGCAGCACGAUAGAUGGCUUAUAUAAAUAUACUAAUGAGGAUGAGUUUUAUCACAUGCAGUAUAAAGCCUCUUCGCGUGAUCGAUAUAUUUUGGUUAACAUGAUUUGCCAAUAAGCUUAUGAAUUAUUAAUGAGUGUUUGAAGAUUAAUUAAUUACAAAUCCUUUGUAAUCGAGAAUGACUGGUUUUGGGCGAGACAUUUGAAAUAGAACUAGAAAGACACGAUUAAGGAGAACGAACUUUCAAGACGUGAAAGACGCAUAUGAGAGGACAAAUACACUCUCUAAACCAGUUUAAUGCAUUUCUUUCACAAUUAAUCGAUAUCCCCUGCAAGAAUGAUACCGUAUAACUCUCAAAACAACGAUGCUUUAAUCAAAGAGCUUAAAUUCGCUCUGAAAUCUGUGAGGGAAUAACAAAAUUCGGCCAAAAUAUAUCCGCGUGCCGGGUUUGCUGGACAAAAAGCGGAAGUCGUUGAACAACUCAACCCUGAUUGGAGAACGAGUAUCAACAAAAAUUUCAAAUUUUUCUCCACUGGGAGAGGGGACAGUACUUGGAACAGUACUGUAAUAAUUUGAAUCAAAACAAUUCAUUUUGUGUUGCUGAUACUUCUAAUGUCCUAUCGACUGAUUUAACUACGUUUGUAUUCUUACACAGUAGCAUGUGUACAGUUAUUGGUGCCUUUGACAUAUAUAAAUAUAUUAUUACUGUAAGCAUUAAGCGAAAAAUCGAGGAUAGUUUUGUGAGACAUAUGCCAAGUCUGGGCUAUUUUGGUCUCAAUGUUUCCUUCCUUCCCUCGUUAUAAGGAAGGCACAGGCUGGCGCGGACAAAUCGAGCCUGGGUCUCCUGUGUCCUAACAACAAGGAACAGUGCGUUAGAUGUCUUUUAUCUCUCAAGAGAAAGUUACUUCGGAACAACACAGUCAGGAAAGAAUAUACAGAAUUUAUGAGAAAGAUUUUUGAUCGUGGGCAUGCAAGCUACGUACCAGAAGAACAACCGACCAAAGUAUGGUACCUCAUCACCCUAGAAAACCAGAACAAAUCCGAGUGGUCUUCGAUUGCAUCGCACCUUUUGACAACCAGUUCUUAAAUAAGCUCUUGCUGCGAGGACCAGAUCUAAUGAACAGUUUGAUCGGCGCCCUAAUGAUAUUUCGCAAAGAAUAUGUGUCGCCAUCACGUACGACAUUGAACAAAUGUUUCAUAGUUUGUAUGUUAUUCUCAAACACCGCAAUUUCCUUCGUUUCUUGUGGUUUAAAGAUAACCAACUCGAUGGACAGAUAGUGGAAUGUCGAAUGAAUGUACAUCUAGCUUUUCGGGCAACUUCUUCUCCUAGCGCCGCUAAUUUCAGUUUACAAAAACAGAUAUUGGACGAGAACAACUUGGAAAUGGAGCUGCAUGCAAACUUUUUCCAAACCGAUUUCUACGCAGAUGAUGGAUAUACAUCUGUAUCAACCAACAAAGAAGCUAUUGAUCUGAUUCAAACAACCCAAGCAAUGUAAGUAAUCGACGAGAAGUUCUAGAAUCGUUUGCAGUAGAUGAUCGAGUCAAAUAUCUUAAAUACAUCGAUCUUCUGCCAGUUCAACAUUGAACAUCGACAUUGACGUUCUGCCAGUUCAAAGAUCGGUGAGAACAUCCUGGUGUAUAGAGUCCGACACUCUUGGCCUUCGUAUAGAACUGAAAGAUAAACCUGCCACAGGCCUCUCCACAAUUUGCUCGGUCUACCACCCUCUUGAUAUACAACAAUCUGCAAACUGUCUUCUAUACAGACUCAGAAAUUGCAUUGGGUUACAUCAAUAACGAAGCCCACCGUUUCCAAUACUACGUCGGGAACAGAGUCCAACAUAUCCGCAAUCGCACCGACCCAGAGCAGUUGCACCGUGCUAGUGGUAAAAACAACCCAGCUGACGAGACUCCUAUAUAGUGGUCUUGCUGUUCGAGAAAUACUUGACCACCAGGGACCGGUUUUAUAAAACUCUUAAUCACUUUUUAAUCAGUAUUUUCUAGUUAAAUAGUGGUUAAAUAUAACCACGUAGUUAACUAGUCUGUUAAGUCGGUUGAAUAAAAAGGUAGUUCGCGUUAACUGUAGUUAAAAUGUAGUUAAAGUUAACCAUGCUGUAGGGUGUCGUUAACUUCUUAAAACGUAGUUCAAAAUGGCGCUUGCAUGUUUUUUGUUUGUUUUCUUUGGGGUUUUUUUAUCAGCUUUAUUGGACGUGCAUAUAAAAGGUUACAUAUUAUUAUACAAACAAAGAAAAUUACAGGGUAUACGUCCAAUGGGGCUAGCGCAAACGGGACAACGAGACCCAUGCAGGGCGCCACCCCUAAACUAAACUAAACUAGUGAAAACAAACCUAUUGACUAUACAGAAUAUAUACAUAUUAACUUAGGACUUAAGUACGGUGACAAGGGCAGUCUCUUAUGAGCGACCAAGUAUAUGUCAUCUCUACAUUAAAAGUACUGUUCACCAAGGCGGUGUAUGUCUUGUGCAAAAAGCUUUUAAAAAUAUUUAGACUGGCAAACUUUUCUGGAGAGGCUAUUUUACAUAUAUAGUUCCAAGGCUUUACUAUUCUAUUAAAAAAAACGAUGCCUGAAAGGUGGAUGUUUUACAACAGGAGUGUUUUAGCAUUAGGGUUAGAUUUUGUGCGCGAGAUCGAUUGUGCUCUACGAAGGUUAAAAGUUGAUUAAUGUUUAAAUCGGUAUGACCAAAAAUACAUUUAUAAACCAACACAAGAUCUCUGAUUUCUCGAUCAUAAGUUAGUGGCAAUAGGUUUAGAGAUUUCAGGCUGUCUUCAUAUGACAGCUCACCAAGUUUAGUUCUUAGAAUCCAUCGAGUUGCCCGUCUCUGUACUCGUUCUAAGAGAAUAUGAAACGUUGCGUUUGAAGGUAACCAAACCUCAGUUGCGUAGCACAGCUGCGACUUUACCAUAGCUAGAUAAAGUCUUCGUCUAACUUUGGUGUCUGUGAUGAGAGGACAUGUUCUUUUCAGGAAACCGAGCAUCCUGUUAGCUUUGCUGACGAUUGAGGAGAUGUGGUUGUCCCAAGAUAGGUUGCUAUCGACGAUAACUCCUAGGUCGUUUUCCUGUUGAACGCGUUGUAAAAUGGCGUUGUCCAGGUGGUAGUCCGUAAGUACAGGCGAUUUCUUCCGAGUGACCGUUCAUACCUUACACUUGGAGGCAUUAAACUUCAUAUUGGAGUUAUGACUCCAAGUAUUUAGGUUCGAUAUGUCACGUUGCAGGUUCUCACAGUCACUUCGGGACGAAAUAGAGCGGUAUAAUUUUGUGUCAUCUGCAUAGAGAGCUGAACUCGUCUGUUCCUGGAUAGAGUCUGGUAAGUCAUUGAUAAAGAUGACAAACAGCAGAGGUCCAACAAGGCUUCCUUGGGGCACACCAGACGUGACUGGUAGGUACUGAGAGGCAACACCGUCUAUCACAACUCUCUGAUAUCUAUGGUUGAGAUAGUCCUUAAACCAGUUAAGGGGUUGACCCGUUACGCCAUACCAUUUAAGUUUCUGGAUAAGAAUGACAUGGUCUACAGAAUCAAACGCCUUAGCGAAAUCAAGAUAAAGCAUAUCAGUUUGAGUGUUCCGGUCGAGUGAUUUACCAAUAGAGUGGAGAACAGGCAGGAGUUGUGUCACACAAGAACGAUUACGCAUGAAACCGUGCUGAAGUUCGGUGAUUAGACGUGACACGUUGGCAUAGAACCUGUUGCAGACGCAGCGUUCCAUCACUUUACUAACUAUUGACAAUAAAGAGAUGAGUCUGUAGUUUCCAGCAGGUUCCUUCAGAUCUUUCUUGUGCACAGGUGUUACGUCUGCAUUCUUUCAUUCGGCUGGAAAACGCCCAGUGCGCAGAGAGUGGUUGAAUAAAGCACAUAAACUUGGUGCGACUUCCUUGCAACAUUGUUUUAGAAUGUGUGCAGGAAUCCCAUCUGGACCGGAGGCUUUAGAUGAAUCUAAGCCAGCCAAGCAAAGUUCCACUUCUUCCACAGACAGCUGCACAUCGGAGAUUUCAACAUCUGAUCGAUUGGGGUUAGAGGGCAUCGUCCUGGGCACGGUGUUGGGAGAAGUAAACACAGAGCAAAAGUACUUGUUAAAGAGCUCAGCUUUUUCUCCGGACGUCUUGGCUGUUUGACCAUUAUGCGUAAUGACAGAGUCGACUCCUGAGCGAUGAUGUAAUACCGCUUUAUGAUAGCUCCUGAACAGUUUUGGAUUUUCACAGAAAGAACCCACGAUUUUGUCGAGGUAAUCACGAUGUUUAUGCCUGACAAGGAUUUUGAUCUCAUUACUUGAUCUCAUUACUUACAUCUAAGUUUACGUUUUACGUUUGCGUUUGCCUGAUUUCUCCAUCAAUCCAUGGAGGAGAGUUUGUGUCUUUUAUAACUUUAACAGGCACACAUUUUUCUACUGCAGCUAAAAAUAAUGCUUUCCAGCAAAACCAGUAGAGAUCAACAUCAUCAGAGACGGACUUGUCUAAUGCGUUAAGCUGCAGACGGUUACGAAGGGCCUCGAAAUCUGCUCUCUUGUAGUUGUACGCUUUACGUUGCACACGCUUUGCUCGCUUGAACUUCAGCCGUAUAGAGAAAUCUACUAGGUAGUGAUCAGAGGGGAAAUUACUUUCCACUGGAGUGAAAGUGGAGACGUGGUCGAUAACUUCCGGACAGUUGGAGAGAAGCAAGUCGAGUUUGUUUCCUGCUAUAUGAGUAGGGCCUUUAAUGAAUUGAGUGAGGAAGUUAUCUUUUGUUAGGACGCAGAAUUCAUUGUCCUUCUGAGGCCCGCCGAUGUUAGUAGGGGCGGAUUAAUGGGAGUGAACAACAUUUUUCAGUAAAACAAUAAUGAAAAACAAUGUUUACAUGGGAUUUUCAAUCGCCAUCUUCCCUCUGAAUGUUUCCUGACAAUAUAAACUCUUGAAACGCCAUCGCUUUGAUUUUUUUGCUAAAACAAAAUAUAGUUUUGCACGGGAAGAUUUCUCGAAGACGACGUAGGGCCCAUUACACGAAGAAACAUGAUAUAAAAUUGCCAAACGAUUACACUUUGGUAUAACGUAGACAUCUCAAGUAAAAACGGCCUGCUUCGUUGAGAUUUCCUUGUUUUCGUCUUUAUUUUUCACUAUUUUGAAUAAAAUUCCCGCCCUAUUUGCAAAAUGCGAUUCCAAUAUCGAUCACGUUAAAAAUGCUUGUAAGCCGUCGUUAAUUACUAAAUUACUCUUUACUUUAUGCAAUUUUUCUGUUUAACCACUCCGCGCAAAACUACGUGAUUAUAGUUAAUCACCAAUAAACUACGUUUUGUGCAACGCAAUUAAUUCGUGUAGUUUUAACUGAUCAUAGGUAAGGAUUUAACUAUAUAUAGUGAUUAACGCGAAUCAUAGUUAAAGUUAACAACGUUUUUACUCAACUGGUAUAGAUCCCCGAAUGAACGGCCCACAACUGAACGACAGUUACGUAGAAGUAAAGACAAUUGGCGUGUCAUUGUCACUGAUCUCCAACGCUGUGCAUGGGUCUUUUGGACGAGAAGCAACCAACAGAAGCUCUUCCGUACAGGUAUAUAUUUCCAUGCAACCUAAAUCUAAAGUAUUUCGAUCGUUUUUCUUCGUUGCAUCAAGUAAGGAAACGAUUAGCUCAGAUCAAGAGAGGAGUCGCAAGUCUCAAACGGAAACAUGAAGAUUGGAAUCUCAUAAAAAGAUCUGUCAGCACAGCAGCGCCUCAGAAAGAAACAGCAACGGCAGCAAUCUCCGUUGGUGAACUGCUUAAUCAGAUAUUGUUAUUCUACCACGGGCAAUAGGACAGGUGUAGUGUUGUUAAAUAGAAAGUUAGAAAUGGUAUUGUACUUACUCAUGUAUUAUAAUUAUGUUUAAAAGAUCAGAAUGUUCAUAACUUCUUAUUUUGUUUCAUAAAUAGUUCUUUAAUAUUCGAAACAAAUUCCAUAUCUGCUUCGUCUGCCAUCGCCAUGUUUACUCGUCCCAAUCUACAUGCUGCACGGCAUUGCCACCCCUCCUGGCAAAAUAAUAAGCAAGCGAGAAAAAUUAAGGAGAAAAUAAGAGGGUAGGAACAUUGUGGGCGUUUCGUGGGCGUGUCAUCGUUCUGGGCGAAUCAGCUUUCUCAAUCUUGUAUCACAUGACUAAUUCAAAUCGUCAUAGGCGGGAAGCAGCAUUACACGUCAUCCCUACGUCAAAUAAAACGUUAUAAAACGCGUCGAGGAUACGUUUAUGCCAUAUAUGGAAGUUAUGGAUACGUUUGUGCCAUAUAUGGAAGUGUCACUGCAUCCAGCUUAUGACAACGAUGUUCCUACCCUCUUAUUUUCUCCUUAAUUUUUCUCGCUUGCUUAUUAUUUUGCCAGGAGGGGCGGCAAUGCCGUGCAGCAUGUAGAUUGGGACGAGUAAACAAGGCGAUGGCAGACGAAGCAGAUAUGGAAUUUGUUUCGAAUAUUAAAGAACUAUUUAUGAAACAAAAUAAGAAGUUAUGAAUAUUCUGAUCUUUUAAACAUAAUUAUAAUACAUGAGUACGUACAAUACCAUUUCUAACUUUCUAUUUAACAACACUACACCUGUCCUAUUGCCCGUGAUUCUACAAAGCCCCCAGCAAAGUCAUUAUGCUCAAAAGAUAAAAGCACUGCAAAAUCCUUUAGGCAACAAAAGCAGAUUCGAAGACCGCAAAGACGCUCGUGAAAGGAACCGUCAGGUCAAACAAACGAGUACCCUGUAUAGACUGGAUCCAUUCUUCGACCUGGUAGGACUCCAUCGAGUUGGUGGCCGUAUACUGUACGCCGAGCAUCCCUUCCGUAUAUAUGAUGAUAAGCAUCCUGUGAUUAUUCCUAAGAGCAGUCAUAUCACAGUGCUAAUUACUCAUCAUUAUUAUGAAAAAUUCGUCCAGCAUCCAGGUCGUGGAAUUACGUUGAAUGCCAUUCUACAAGCUGGUUAUUGGAUAACCAACGGACGAUAAAGGAUAUUAUGUUUCAUUAUAUGGCACGUGUAGCACAUUAUAUUUCAAAUUGUGUCACAUACCGAAAGUUGCGUCGUGCAAACCUCACACAAAAGAUGUCUGACCUCCCCGAAGAGCGUUUGAAACCAGCUGCGCCGUUUUUUUAUACUGACAUGGAAUUUGAUCCAUGGCAUAUCAAAGAUGGACGAAAGACUGUGAAACGAUACGGUUUGAUCUUUACUUGCCUAUGUCCCGUGCAGUUCAUCUAGAGACACUCAAUUCUAUGGAAACUGACUCAUUCAUCAACGCUUUGAGGCGAUUCAUCAACCGACGUGGGAAAGUCCGUGAAUUACGUUCGUAUCAAGGAACAAGCUUCGUCGAGGCCAAGAAUGAACAACUUCAGCUCUAGACAAACUCAACUGAGAUCGUAUCCACGAUUUGUCAGUGGACGGUUCGCUAUGAACGUAAAGUUAAAACUACAAUUGUCUCCAACAUUUUUAUGUAUAAUAUCCAUACGUACAGUAAUAGGAUGGCUUCUCGUGAAAUUUGGAUAAAACUCAUGAGUUUUUCAAAGAUUUUGAUGCUCUUUGAAAAACUCACUCGUGCAUGGUUUAUCCAAAUUGCACUCGAAACCAUCCUAUUACCUAUACCAAAUAUGAAUCAAAGGGAAAUAUACACGGAGCUAUGAAAUAACAGUUCUUUGCAGUUUGCAGAGUAUGUAUAGGAAAUAUUUUUGGGACUUCUACAAAUUCAUUUCAAUUUUAUUUUAUUUCAGAUAUUCAGCAUAAGUUGUUUAAAGAAGUCCCAGUGGGGUGGCGAGACAGCAAUUUGUGAUAAUCGUGACUUCCAUGUAAAGUUAGACCCAGCAUUUGUCCAGAAAUGCGAAGAUAGAGAAAUUCGUUAUUGGAACUGUCUACACAGUAAGGAUAGUUAUAAAAAUCGUUAUCAAAGCUGGCAAAUGCGUUUUAAAACCGAAGAUAAGGAUAACGUAAACGAUUUUUUAAAAAGCCAAAAUUAUCAUUAUUCCUGGGAAGAGAACACUUUGUUUUACUGGAAAAAUUUAUCGCCCACUAAAGCACACCCCAUAAGCGGGAAACAACUGUGGUUUAAUCAGUUAUCAAGUGUUCAUGCAAGUUACUAUGAUGAUAUUCCAAGCUAUGAAGACCUGAGGUUGGCUUACAAAGAGUACCCAGCUCAUACAACGUACGGGGAUGGAGAAGAAUUUGCAGAACAUGAAAUUGACAAUCAUCGACGUUGUAUUUGGGAAAGUGCUGUUGGAUUCGACUGGCAAAACGGCGAUAUACUCUUUUUAGAUCAAAUGAUAGUUCAGCAUUCGAGACUAAGUUUUCAGGGCGAUAGGAGAGUUGGUGUUAGUCUCCUCAAUUACUGA